AUGGCAAAAGCUAUUUGUGUUCUUGCAACAGAGAAGCUUGCAGAUGAUUAUAUGAGCCACAUAACGAAUUUACAGAGUAAAGGUAGCUCACUGGAAGAGCGAAGUUCCAGCUUGUCAAAAACAUUGGAUUCUGCCCGGCAGGACUCCAUGGAAUGGAAAAGAAAAUAUGAACAAAUUUCAUCGAAACAGAAGAUUGAGGAAGACCAGGUCAUAAAACCUGGCUGCCGAGUCAAAGAUAAAGAACUAAGAUCUGGAGAUAUCAACCUUAAAGCUUGA
Ilex paraguariensis (yerba mate) is the source of this 276-nucleotide messenger RNA. Lineage: Eukaryota; Viridiplantae; Streptophyta; Magnoliopsida; Aquifoliales; Aquifoliaceae. The record is from the annotation of a GenBank genome assembly.